AUGUUUGCGACAAGAGCGUUUCGACCGGCCACGCAGCUGUCACGGCACGCCCGCCGCUGGGCCUCCGAAUCGACCCAAAGCGCCGCCGGUAGCAAUGCCCUGCUCUACGGAGGUGCUGGCGCCGGUGCCCUCGGCCUCGGUGCAUGGUACUUGAACAGCGGCGCCCAGAAAGCCGAUGCGGCACCCUCGAGCAAAGAGGAAGAGAAGAACAUCCCCGGCAAGGCGGACGCACCUCUCAAAGUCUUCCAGGGCGGCGAUCAGGGCUUCAUCCCUCUAGUGCUUGACAAGGUCGAGGAGCUCAACAAGAACACCAAGCAGUUCCGGUUCAAGUUCGAUGAGCAGGAUGCUGUGAGCGGUCUGACGAUUGCGAGCGCGCUGGUCACGAAGUACAAGGGCCCAAAUGACGAGAAGCCUACGAUUCGGCCAUACACUCCUGUCAGCGACGAAGACUCCACCGGCUAUCUGGACUUUAUCAUCAAGCGCUACCCCAACGGCCCAAUGUCCGAGCACGUCCACGAUAUGAAGCCCGGCGACAAACUCGAGAUGAAGGGCCCUAUCCCAAAGUACCCAUGGCAAGCCAACAAGCACAACCACAUCGCUCUCAUCGCUGGCGGCACCGGUAUCACGCCCAUGUGGCAGCUCGCACGCGCAAUCGCCAAGAACCCAGACGACAAGACGAAAGUCACACUCGUAUUCGGCAACGUUACUGAAGACGACAUCCUUCUGCGAAAGCAGUUCGAGGAGAUCGCCAAGGAGAAGCCAGACCAAUUCCGGAACUUCUACGUGCUCGACAACCCGCCUGAGGGCUGGAAGCAGGGCAAGGGCUUCAUCACAAAGGAUCUGUUGAAGGAGACGAUUCCUGGCCCGAAGGAGGAGAACAUCAAGGUCUUCGUUUGUGGUCCGCCGGGCUUGUACAAGGCCAUCUCUGGUGCCAAGAAGAGCCCAGCGGAGCAGGGUGAGCUGACUGGCUAUCUGUCUGAGCUGGGCUACGACCAGUCGCAAGUGUACAAAUUCUAG
Messenger RNA from Saxophila tyrrhenica, 1017 nucleotides. It is a transcript of the gene MCR1, whose product is annotated as NADH-cytochrome b5 reductase. Gene Ontology annotation, biological process: ergosterol biosynthetic process. The record is from RefSeq and is a predicted model, not a curated record. Lineage: Eukaryota; Fungi; Ascomycota; Dothideomycetes; Mycosphaerellales; Extremaceae. The transcript is spliced from 3 exons. Gene Ontology annotation, molecular function: cytochrome-b5 reductase activity, acting on NAD(P)H. Bases 1 to 1017 code for a protein of 338 amino acids.